AUGGAGCCGGAUACGCACCUCGGCACUCCACGGCGUUCUUUCAGCCCGGCCAGUGACGAAGACGGCAGCGAGGCCCAUGCCACCGUACGUUCCGACUGCCUCAACGUUGCCCGCAUUUGCCAUGUCCAGACCGCAGAAAACCGGUUCGGCGCAGACAUCGGCCCAGAGAUCAGAAGUUUUAUCCACGAGUCGUGGAACAGUGGUGUCGGUAUGGAUGACGGCCCCCCCGAAGGAGACGUGGCUGAACAGGUACCGGUAGUUGAUGAGGUUGAUACUGUCCAACUCAUGCAAGAAGGCUUGGACUUGCCCAAUGGGGGGAUGACUCCUCUCCCCCCUGCUUUGCCCGAUGCCGGGCCGCUAUUCCCUAUCAUGCCUCCCCCUGGGUUGGCACCACCAGUAUAUCUACCGAUAGGGUUGCAAGCACCAGCGGUACCUGCUGAUGAUAUGGUUAUGCAGCUACAAUUGAUGGAACAGCAGAACCAGCAACAGCAGAACCAGCAGCCCCAACAGGAUGUGCAACUAGUCCAGCAACAGAUCCAAAUGAUCCAGCAAGAGGAACAAAUGCAAGAGGACGAACGGGGGCGAGAGAAUGGGCAACAGAGGUUUCCACGAGCUCAGAGGUUGCGGUUGAAUCUGACUGCUCUGUCACAGAAAUACAACGUGCGUAUAUCGGCCGGUUGGUGA
Molecule: messenger RNA, 684 nt
Organism: Sordaria macrospora k-hell
Lineage: Eukaryota; Fungi; Ascomycota; Sordariomycetes; Sordariales; Sordariaceae
Source: RefSeq, a predicted model, not a curated record